Molecule: messenger RNA, 9001 nt
Organism: Neocloeon triangulifer
Lineage: Eukaryota; Metazoa; Arthropoda; Insecta; Ephemeroptera; Baetidae
Gene: N
Product: neurogenic locus Notch protein
Exons: 14
Coding region: 197-7777 (2526 amino acids)
Biological process (GO): regulation of developmental process; multicellular organism development; Notch signaling pathway
Cellular component (GO): membrane
Molecular function (GO): protein binding; calcium ion binding
Source: RefSeq, a predicted model, not a curated record
UGGAAGCGGCAUUCCAAGUGGAGACCGUGGGCCGAGAGGGUUUAUCACUGCGUAUGGUGAUAAAAACAAUGGAUUAUCAGUUGGAAAAUGGCUUGGAUCUUCCACGAGUGUAGUGAAACUUUGGUCGGUGAGCAGAUGUGUGCCUAAAAGUGAGUUUGCCGACGAUUCCCGAAGAAUUCUCGCCGCUUCCGCCAAAAUGAAGCCGCGCGGCCACUCGCCGAUUCUUCUCUUCACCCUCCUCGCCGCUCUUCUGCAAACGGUCGCAGUCGAUGCCGUGUCCUCUUGUUCUCCAAACCCCUGCAAGAAUAAUGGAGCCUGCGUUUCCAGUUUCCGCGGCGAGCCCUACUGCAAUUGCACGAGCAAUUACCUGGGCGAGUACUGUCAGCAUUUGAACCCGUGUCGCAAAGGAAACGGAAUUCAGCCGCAAUGCCAGAACGGCGGCGUCUGCAAAGUGAAGGAGGAGCCCGGGAAAAGCGCACCCUCGUGGAAGUGCGAGUGUCCCGUCGGCUUCACCGCCUCCCUUUGCGAAAUCGCGCAGCCCAACGCGUGCGACAGGAUGCCGUGUCGGAACGGCGGCAACUGCGUCCUCAAGUCCCUCGACAGAUACGUCUGCAAUUGCAGCAACGGCUACGCAGGUCCGCACUGUGAACUGAAAGAUCACUGUGCGAAGUCCCCGUGCAAGAAUGGUGCGACCUGCACGUCCUUGAGGGACACCUACCGGUGCACCUGUCCUUCGGGCUACGUCGGGAAAACCUGCGAAGACGACGUCAACGAAUGCCUGAUCAUGGAACCGUGCGUCAACGGCAUGUGCUCCAACACGAAAGGGUCGUACCAGUGCAUUUGUAACCCGGGCUGGACAGGUCAUCACUGCGACAGCGCCUUCCGACCUUGUGACCCGUCGCCCUGCCAGAAUGACGGAACCUGCCGCAUCGUCAACGAGCACAAACACUUGUGCGACUGCCCAAUCGGUUUCAAGGGAAUUCAUUGUGAGAUCAACAUUGACGACUGCCCGCGCAACCUGUGCCAGAACGGCGCGACCUGCAGGGACGACGUCAACCGCUACUCCUGCGAAUGCCCUUCGACCUUCACCGGCGAACUGUGCGAGCGCGACGUGGACGAGUGCACGAUGCGCCCCAACUUGUGCCAGAACGGCGGCACCUGCACCAACUUCAAGGGUGGCUACUCGUGCAUCUGCGUCAACGGCUGGACAGGCGACGAUUGUUCCAUCAACAUCGACGACUGCGCCAACGCCGCCUGCUCCAACGGCGCCACGUGCAUCGAUCGAGUCGGCUCGUUUUACUGCAAAUGCGCCCCGGGCAAAACAGGUUUGCUGUGCCACUUGGACGACGCGUGCACCUCCAACCCCUGCCACAAGGACGCCCUGUGCGAAACCAGUCCCAUCAACGGUUCCUACACAUGUUCCUGUGCCCCCGGCUACAAGGGCAUCGACUGCAGCGAGGACAUCAAUGAGUGCGAACACGGCUCGCCGUGCGAACAUGGUGGCGUGUGCGUGAACACUCCCGGCUCGUACAAGUGCAGGUGCAUGAAUGGCUUCACGGGUCCGAGAUGCGAGACCAACAUCAACGAGUGCGAAUCGCAGCCCUGCCAGAACCAGGGGUCAUGCCUCGACGACCCGGGCACUUUCCGCUGCGUCUGCAUGCCUGGUUUCACUGGUCGUCAGUGCGAGCAGGACAUCGACGAGUGCGCCACCAACCAAUGCCUGAACGGCGGCAUCUGCACCGACAUGAUCAACACCUUCCGCUGCAAAUGUCCAAUCGGCUUCACCGGGACGCGUUGCGAGACCAACAUCGACGACUGCCUGUCCAGUCCGUGUCGCAACGGCGGCGAGUGUCGCGACUCGAUCGGCGGCUACACGUGCGAGUGUCCUCCGGGCUACACCGGCACCAACUGCGAGACCAACAUCAACGACUGCCUGAGCAGCCCCUGCAGACGCGGUCAGUGUCGCGACGGCGAAAAUUCCUACACGUGCAUUUGCUACCCGGGCUGGGCAGGUCGGGACUGCGACGAGGAGAUCGAUGAGUGCCAGUCCGACCCGUGCCAGAACGGCGGCGUGUGCGAGGACAUGAACAGCGGCUACAAGUGCGUCUGCCAGCCGGGCACGCAGGGCACCAACUGCGAGAUCAACAUCAACGAGUGCGCGUCCAACCCUUGCCGAAACGGCGCCCGCUGCAGGGACGGCUACAACAGGUACACGUGCGAGUGUCUGCCGGGCUACACGGGCGACCACUGCGAAAUCGACAUCAACGAGUGCAGCCAGAACCCCUGCGCCAACGGUGGCAGGUGCAUCGACCAGGUCAACGGCUUCAAAUGCAUCUGUCCCAAGGGCUACUUCGACGCUCGCUGCCUCAGUGACAUCGACGAGUGUGCCUCGGCGCCUUGUCUCAACGGCGGCGUUUGCGAGGACGGGGUCAACACUUACAUCUGCAAGUGCAAACCUGGCUACUCUGGCAGAAGGUGUCAAAACGAAAUCGACGAGUGCGGCUCAAACCCUUGCCAGCACGGCGGUCAGUGCAUCGACCUGCUGGCUGAUUACAAAUGCAAGUGCCCAGCCGGCUUCACUGGCGUCAACUGCGAGACCAACAUCGACGACUGUCGAUCCAAUCCCUGCAAGGGUCAAGGGUCAGCGUGCAUUGAUUUGGUCAACGACUACAGUUGCGUCUGCGAACUGCCCUACACCGGCCGCAAUUGCGAAAGCACUCUGAACCCGUGUCAACCGAACAAAUGCCGCCAAGGCUCUCAUUGCAAUCCAUCGUCCAAUUUCCUGGACUUUGCUUGCAUCUGCGAACGCGGCUGGACUGGCCGGCUGUGUGACCAGGACAUCAAUGAGUGCCUGAGCGCGGUGCCGCCGUGCAGAAAUGGUGCCAAGUGCAUCAACACUGACGGCAGCUACAGGUGCGAGUGUGCCAGAGGCUACGAAGGAAAGGACUGCCUUGUCAAUACCGACGACUGUGCCCUCAAUCCGUGCCAAAAUGGCGGCUCCUGUCUGGAUGGCAUUGGCGAAUACACCUGUCUGUGUAUUGAUGGCUUUGGCGGUCACAACUGCUCCAUUGACAUUGACGAAUGCGAGUCGAACCCGUGCAAAAACGGCGCCACUUGCAAGCAGUACGUCAACUCCUACACCUGCACUUGUCCGCUGGGCUUCAGCGGGCCGUCCUGUGACAUCAACGACAACGACUGCACGGCCUCGUCCUGCAUGAAUGGUGGACGGUGCAUUGAUGGCAUCAACAACUACACUUGCAUCUGCCCGCCCGGCUUUGAAGGUUUCAACUGCCAGACCCGCAGCAACGAAUGUGACUCGAACCCGUGCCUGAACGGCGCCACCUGCCAGCAGACCAUGUUCAACACCCUGGCACCGAGUCCGUAUGGCUCACGCAAGCAAAUCAUGCUGCCCGGCCAAGGCUAUUCCUGUCACUGUUUGUACGGAUUCGCCGGCUCGAGGUGCGAGGCCAUCGUCGACUGGUGCGUCUCGGAGCCCUGCAUGAACGGCGCCACCUGUCGCCAGGUGGACCACACCUUCACCUGCUCCUGCGCCCCUGGCUGGACCGGAAAGCUGUGCGACGUGGAAAUGGUCUCUUGCAGGGACGCUGCCUACCGAAAGGGCGUUUCGGUGGAGAGGCUUUGCAACAACGGCACCUGCGAAAAUAUGGGCAACAGCCAUCGUUGUCUCUGCCAGGAGGGCUACACCGGUUCUUACUGCCAGGAGGAGAUCAACGAGUGCGUCUCGGCGCCCUGUUUGAACGGCGCCACCUGCGUAGAUCAGGUGGCCAGUUAUCUCUGCAAGUGCCAACCAGGCUUCCAGGGUCUGAACUGCGAAUUCAACAUUGACGACUGCGAGAGGAACCCUUGCCAAAAUGGCGGAAAAUGUCACGACCUGGUCAACGGGUUCUCCUGCUCUUGUCCGCCAGGCACCCUGGGCAUCAUUUGCGACAUCAACCUGAACGACUGCACCCCAGACUCUUGCCACAACGGCGGAAAUUGCACCGACAAGGUCAAUGGAUUCGAGUGCAAGUGUCCACCUGGAUUUGUCGGCCCGAGGUGCGAAGGAGACGUCAACGAAUGUCUCACCGCCCCCUGCUCACCCAUGGGAACCCUGGACUGCGUCCAACUGGUCAACAACUACCACUGCAACUGCAGACCUGGCUACAUGGGCAGGCACUGCGAGGCCAAGGUUAACUUCUGCGAAUCCUCACCUUGUUUGAACGGAGGUCUCUGUCAGCCGUCUGCCGAUUUUUACCGAUACGGACAAGUCUCGCCCCGCGCCUCAGGUCACACCUGCAUCUGCCAAGGUGACUUCUUUGGCAAGAACUGUGAGUACUCCGGAUCGAUUUGCAACAACAACCCUUGCCUGAACGGCGGAAUUUGCAACAUGGACUCGGAAGAUCCGCGAGGCUACAGCUGCAACUGCCCUCACGGCGUGGCAGGCGCACUUUGCGAGCUUGACGACUACGACGAGUGCCAGAGCAAUCCGUGCAAGCAGGCCAGCUCAAUUUGCAAGGACAAGAUCGGCGACUACGAGUGCUUCUGCCCGCAAAAGUGGAACGGCAAGAACUGCGACAAGUACGACCCGACCUUCCCAGGCGGCCGAGUCAGCGACGAAUUCCACCAGGUCGGCAAAAACGGCGGCCGCAGACCCAAGAUCAGUGAAAAGGACAAGCAGAAUUGCGAGUUGCGCAACUGCAGCUCCAAGGCUGGCAAUCGCAGGUGCGACGAGGAGUGCAACUCAUACGCUUGCGCCUUUGACGGCGGCGACUGCUCCCUCGGUCUCAACCCCUGGAAGAACUGCGUGGCCCCGAUCAACUGCUGGGAGGUCUUCCAGGACAACAUCUGCAACCAGGAGUGCAACAACGCCCAGUGUCUCUUCGACGGACACGACUGCGAAAAGAAACUGAACCCUUGCAACCCCAUCUACGACGCCUACUGCCAAAAGCACUACGCCAACGGCUACUGCGACUACGGCUGCAACAAUGAGGAGUGCGGAUGGGACGGCAUGGACUGCGAAAAAGAGCCGCAGACCCUGGCCGACGGUCUCAUUUCCGUCGUCAUCCUCAUGGAUAUGCCAACAUUCCGCCAGCACUCGAAGCACUUCCUCAGGGAAAUGGGCCGGCAGCUGAGAACCACCGUCAGAAUCAAGAUGGACCGGUUUGGAAAUGAAAUGAUUUAUCCCUACUCGAUGCUGGAGCGCGCCAACACAAUCGAGAACCGCUUCGAAGCGACCAGAGGCCCCGGAGGGAAAAACGGAAUCAUGGUUUACUUGGAGCUGGACAACCGCAAGUGCAGUCAGGUCGAGGGCAUGGAGUGCUUCUUCCACGCCGAAGAAGCGGCCGAGUUCUUGGCCGCCAGCGCCGUCAGCCACAGUCUGCCCAAGAACUUCCCAAUCGUGGAGGUGCGCGGAGUCGCCGAGCCGGACACUCCGGUCGAGGACGUUCGCAACCCGUACUACAUCAUCCUGGGCUUCGGAAUGAUCCUGCUGGUGGUCUUUGUCAUCUUCAUCAUGAUCCACGGCCAACGCAAACGGGCCGCCGGAGUCACUUGGUUCCCUGAGGGCUUCUUGAAAAGCAACAGCGGCCAACGCAGACGGUCUCACCGCCGAGGACCCGACGGCCAGGAAAUGCGGAAUUUGAAGAACCAGCCGCCGGGCUGCUUGGAUCUGGACUCAGUCAUGGGCGGGAUGCCGCCCAACAUGUCCCACGGCCAGCACUGGUCGGACGACGACGAAUCAGACCUGCCUCCUCCGAAGAGAAUGCGCGGACCCGGCGACAUGGCCAACAACAUCGGCUACUCAAGUGACAACACCAACAUCACCGACUACGAAGAGCCGGAACCCCGCGUCUGGACCCAGCACCACAUGGACGCGGCCGACCUUCGCCGCCCGGACAACAUGAUGACCCCUCCCAGUGGCGAGACUGACAUUGACGCCCGCGGGCCUCUCGGAAUGACGCCUCUGAUGGUGGCCGCCGUUCGAGGCGGCGGCCAAGGCACCGGAGUCGACCAAGGCGUGCCUGGCGAGGAAGCCGGCGAGGAGGAAGACGCCACCGGACAGGUGAUCGCGGAACUGGUGGCUCAGGGUGCCGAGCUGAACGCCGCGAUGGACAAGACUGGAGAGACCUCCCUGCAUUUGGCCGCGAGGUACGCCCGCGCCGACGCAGCCAAACGGUUGCUGGACGCCGGCGCCGACGCCAACUCGCAGGACAACACCGGCCGGACGCCGCUGCACGCGGCCGUCGCCGCCGACGCCAUGGGUGUCUUCCAGAUCCUGCUCAGGAACCGCGCCACGAACCUGAACGCGAAAAUGCACGACGGAACGACGCCUCUGAUCCUGGCCGCCCGACUCGCCAUCGAGGGCAUGGUCGAGGACCUCAUCAACGCGGACGCCGACAUCAACGCCGCUGACAACGCCGGCAAGACGGCCCUCCACUGGGCGGCGGCCGUCAACAACGUGGACGCCGUCAACAUCCUGCUGAGCCACGGCGCCAACCGGGACGCGCAGGACGAGAAGGACGAGACGCCGCUGUUCCUGGCGGCCCGCGAGGGCUCGCACGAGGCGUGCCGCGCCCUCCUCGACAACUUCGCCAACCGCGAGAUCACCGACCACAUGGACCGACUGCCGCGGGACGUGGCCCAAGAGCGUCUGCACAACGACAUCGUCCGGCUGCUGGACGAGCACGUGCCGCGCUCCCCGCAAAUGAUCGCCGUCCUGCCCCACUCGGCGGCCCUCGGAGGGCUGACCUCGCCCACCCUGUUGACGCACCCCACCGUCAUCAACACCAAGGUCAGGGGCAGCAAGAAGCAGCGCGCCACCAAGUCGCCGACCAGUCCGGACAGCGUCGACCAGCCGAGGAGGAAGGCGUCCUCCACCAAGAAGAAGCAAAAGCAGCCCGAGCCGAUCAGAAGCGUCGAGUCGGCCGCCAGCUCGUUGUCGCCCAUCGGCUCCCUCGAGUCGCCGCACAACCCUGGCGAGGUUCCCAGUCCUUACGACGGCGUGACGCAAGGCUACACGGCCGGCAUCACCCUUCUGCAGGGUCUGGAGCUGCCGCCGCAGGGUCUGCCGAACGGCGCCAAAAUGCCGCCGUCGUACGAGGAGUGCCUGAAGAGCGCGUCGGCGUCGCUGCACCAGAUGGACGCGUAUUACUCGGUGCCCUCGCAGCCCCACCAGAUGCUGCACGCGAGGCACGCCAGCACCCUGUCGCCGCCGCACUCGGCCAGCUCGGUGGCCAUGUCGCCGCCCAGCUCUAGCUACGUCGGCUCGCCGUCCCCGUCCAAAAUCAGACCCAACCUGCCCACGUCGCCCACGCACAUGCAGGCGAUGCGAGCCGCGCAACAGCAGAAGCAGAUGCAGGUGAACAUGCACAUGCAGCAACAGACCUACGAGUACCCGCAGCCGCCGCAGCAGCAGCCGGACUCCGUCUUCCACUACUACCAGACGGCAGGUGCUGCGGGCCACUCGCCAGCCUUCUCGAUGGACAUGAACAGUCCCUCGUACAUGAUGGACACGAAUCAUCAGAGCCCGCAGAACACCUUCCUGACGCCGCAGCAGAGCGAAAUGCCGCACAGCGUGCAGCCGGACAGUUACCCGACGCCGUCGCCCGAGUCGAUCCAGUCGGCGCAGUCGGUCAACUCGCCCGACCACUGGUCGUCCACCUCGUCGCCGCCGGCCAACUCGGACUGGUCCGACUGCAUGUCCAGUCCGCAGGGCAUGAUGUACCACCCUGGCGGCGGCGCUGCGCAGAACAAGCAGCCCGAGGCCAUUUACAUUUGAAGGAAGACGAAAAUCCACACACACAUGCGAAUUCUGUGAUCUGCUCCUCGAAACGGAUGGAAUUGCUUUUCUCUCUUUUUCUCUAAUUAAUCUAAGACUGUUGACGCGAUCCCUGAGAGUUUUAUUGAUCGAUAAUUAAUUAUUUAUAAUACAUGUCCAGCGCGCAAGUGACAGAAAGAAAGAACACUCGCUCAACUAAGAGUGCCUUCCUUCCGAGCAAGCCAUAUUUUGUGUACAGAGGACGACAAGUUGUUUUUUUAACAAGUGACCUUCUCAAGGUGGUGCCUUCGAAAGUGCUAUAAAAUUAUACGAAUCCUGUGCAUUAUUUAUUCGGCAGCACUUUGGUCAUUGAUUUGAAUUAGUCACAUUUUGAAUUUUUUGCUAAAAAAACUCGACCAAAGUGCUCCGCAAUUUUACAUUUUCCUCGCCUGCAGUCGUGCCAAUUUACACAUACAAAGACUGUUCUCAAAACUUGGCGUCAAUUAAAUUUAACAAUCCAUUUAUCAUCCCAUUCUUGGCUGUCGGCGAGUGAAAAUCGUCUCUUGUAAAUACCAUGUAAUUCUCCAAAGAUGCGAAAAAAGUCUUCAAUUCAUGAAGUUCUUCUCGAAUGGAUCUCGAAAUUUCGCCCCCCCAUCCUUUUCUCACAUUGCCGCCGUCUUUGGAGAAGCUGCGUGUCUUUCCCAUUCAUUGUUGCUGUACAAAUAGCUGUAGUGCGCGAAUGCAAAUUGUUUCUUUUUUAUAUCCAAAAAGAAUUUUUUUUGCUUAACUGGGAACUUCUGUAUCUGAACGAGUUGAGACUUAUGGAAAUUUUUAUAUUUAGAUUUGCUCUCGUCCGCGUAGGACUGUGGAAAUUAAUUAAUCAACAAAGUGCAAUUUUAGUUGUUUCGAUCGCCAAAGUGCUUUCACACGGAAUUUUGAAGCAUUCCAGCUGAUUUGGGGGAAGUAAAAUUAUUUCUUGAAUCUCAUUUUUAGUUCUGUGCCAGAUGUUUAAAUUUAAAUUUUAACGUCUGGGGAAUUCCUCGGAGCCGCUGAAGGUGCAUUUUCAUCUUGUGUAUAAAAAGAACUUGUAAUUUUAUUUAAAGAAAUGGUUAAAUUAAGUGUUCAAACUCGAGAUCUAGGUGUAGAGUAAAAGUAUGAAAAUAGCAAUCCAAGUGAAAUGACAUUGUAUCAGAAAACACUUUGUAGUUUUUCAAUAAAGAAGAAAUGUAUUUUAUAUUAAAUAAA